UGUGGCCUCCUGCAUCUGCACAGCGGGGUGAAGAGAGAGGAGACACCAUGACCCCCACCCUCAGGGCCCUGCUCUGCCUCGGUGAGAUGGGAGUGGGGAGGAGAACUCUGGUCUGUCAGGACCCAGGACUCAGGAGGCUCAUGGGAUGGAGGGUGCUGCUCAGGGCUCAGGGCAAAUCUCUCACAGGGACUCUCUUCCAGGGCUGAGUGUGGGCCUCAGGACCCCAGUGCAGGCAGGGUCCCUCCCCAAACCCACCAUCUGGGCUGAGCCAGGCCCUGUGAUCCCUUCUGGGAGCCCGGUGACCAUCUGGUGUCAGGGGUCUCCAGAGGCUGAGGAGUACCGUCUGGAUAAAGAGGGAAGCCCAGCACCAUGGAAAAUAGAGAAGCCACUGGAGCCCAGGGACAAGGCCAAGUUCUCCAACACAUUCAUCACAGAUGUAUAUGCAGGGAUAUAUCGCUGUUACUAUCGCAGCCCUGCUGGCUGGUCAGAGCGCAGUGACCCCCUGGAGCUGGUGGUGACAGGAUACUUCAGCAAACCCAGCCUCUCAGCCCUGCCCAGCCCUGUCGUGACCUCAGGAGAGAAUGUGACCCUCCAGUGUGGCUCAUGGGAGGGAUUUGGCAGGUUCAUUCUGACUAAGGAAGGAGAUGACAGGCUCUCCUGGACCCUGAACUUACCACACUCCAGUGGGCAGUCCAAAGCCCUGUUCUCUCUGGGCCCCGUGACUGCCAGAGACAGGUGGACAUUCAGAUGCUAUGGCUGUUCCAGGAACAGCCCCCAGGUGUGCUCACCAUUUAGUGACCCCCUGGAGCUCCUGGUCUCAGGUGAGUCUGAGAAGCCCUCCCUCCUGACCCAGCAGGGCCCCAUCGUGGCCUCUGGACAGAACCUGACCCUCCAGUGUCGCUCUGAUGUCGGCUAUGACAGAUUCGCUCUGCACAAGAAGGGGGGACGGGACCACCCUGAGAGCCUUGUCCUGCAGCCCCAGGCUGGGCUCUCUCAGGCCCACUUCCCCCUGGACACUGUGAGCAGCUCCCAUGGGGGCCGGUACAGAUGCUUCGGUGGAUACAAGCUCUCCUCUGAGUGGUCGGCCCCCAGUGACCCCCUGGACAUCCUGGUGGCAGGAUGGCUGCGUGACAGACCCUCCCUCUCGGUGCAGCCAGGCCCCAGGGUGGCCUCAGGAGAGAACGUGACCCUGCUGUGUCAGUCACAGAGCCCGAGGGGCACGUUCCUUCUCUCCAAGGAAGGGGCAGCCGAUCCCCCCUUGCGUUUGAAAUCAAAGCACAGAGCUCAGCAGUACCAGGCGGAGUUCUCCAUGAGUCCUGUGACCUCAGCCCACGUGGGCACCUACAGGUGCUAUAGCUCACGCAGCACCUCCCCCUACCUGUUGUCACUCCCCAGUGAGCCCCUGGAGCUCCUGGUCUCAGGAGCAGCCGACACCAUCAGCCCCUCACAGAACAACUCAGACCCCAGGAGUGCUUCCCAUCCACAGGACUACACCGUGGAGAAUUCCAUCCGGUUGGCUGUGGCUGGAUUGGUACUGGUGGCACUAGGGGUGCUGCUAUUUUGGUCUCAAAAUAGCCCGAAACAGACCCAGGAUGCAGCCAGGACAUGAUCAUGGAGGGAACCUUGCACAGUUCAGAGAGGGGGAUCUUGGGAAGGUUCUGGAACAUAACGUGGGACAUAUGCUGAGGAACCUGUCUGCGGCUCCUUGCAGGUAGAGGAGUCAUCGCUCCUGUGCAGGGACAAGGUCUGGACUUUCUGCCAUUGAACUGUGGUCCUUUCCCUCCCGACCCCUGUGAGUCUUGUGACUGGUUCUGACUUUCCCCAUUUUGGUGAAAUUAGCAUUUAUUCCACAUGGCAGGUACAGGUACACAGCUCCCUACACUUGCAUGGAAUAUGUUUUUCUUUAUGUCUAACAACAUGAACUUUCAUGUCUGUAUGGAGUCCCCAUCUUCUGAGUCCAGAGCACGCCAUCUAUUGUAGUCAAUCUACAAAGUGCACAAUCCAUCCUGCAAGAGGUAAACACACAGGAGGUCCUAACGCCCUCUCUGGACUCCACCCGCCCCUCACUUGCCCUUGGAGGCCACUUGUGUAAUUUCUGAAGAAACCUCACCCAUUGGGAUGAAGGCCUGGUUGUUUGAAGGGCUUUCCUGGUCUGCGCUGCCUCUGAAAACCCCACUGUCCAAAACACAGUGCAACACACAGAAAACGUGUUACA
Messenger RNA from Myotis lucifugus (little brown bat), 2215 nucleotides. Its product is annotated as leukocyte immunoglobulin-like receptor subfamily A member 5. Gene Ontology annotation, molecular function: inhibitory MHC class I receptor activity. The transcript has 7 exons. Gene Ontology annotation, biological process: cytokine-mediated signaling pathway. Bases 146 to 1609 code for a protein of 487 amino acids. Lineage: Eukaryota; Metazoa; Chordata; Mammalia; Chiroptera; Vespertilionidae. The record is from RefSeq and is a predicted model, not a curated record.